This is a messenger RNA of Conger conger (European conger), 2682 nucleotides long. RefSeq names its product NIPA magnesium transporter 2 (gene nipa2). The coding region runs from base 863 to 2116 and encodes 417 amino acids. Gene Ontology annotation, molecular function: magnesium ion transmembrane transporter activity. Gene Ontology annotation, cellular component: membrane. The record is from RefSeq and is a predicted model, not a curated record. The transcript is spliced from 6 exons. NCBI's taxonomy places the organism in Eukaryota, Metazoa, Chordata, Actinopteri, Anguilliformes, Congridae. Gene Ontology annotation, biological process: magnesium ion transport.
AGUUUGCCACCUAACGUUUGUUGAAUAGCGUGGACAGAAGGCUAUCACUAGCGUUCUAAUUGUGGCUAAUCAAGGAUGUCAAGGAAAAUUAUUAGCUAGCUGGCUAAUGUUAGCUUGCUAACUAACUAGCGCUAGAUACAGACGUUAAGAUUCAGUCGGUUGAAGUUGCAUUGAUAACCAAAAGGCCAUAUAGUGUGCUAGCCGAUUCCGGGUUGUCUGGGAACACCUCAAUGUGCACCGCUCGCGAACACUAAUGUUAGCUAGCCGAAACCAUAAUGUUUUGGGUCGAUGUGACAGACGAUGGUUUAGCUUAGCUAACUGCAGUGUCAAAGGCUAACGUUACUUGCUCUGGUAGACAUAGGAGCAUAAUAAACACAAGCCAUCAUGAUUGCGGAAAUGUAAAAUGUGCUGGCACUAGCACUUGGUAGUAAAGUUUAACAUUGGCUAAUGAAGAAAAACUGUACUGAUACAGCCGAACGUGUGAUGAGCUAGUCAUUAUUCACCAGAGGUGCGCCAGUUUAGCUUGCUAGCUAGCUAACGCCGAAUGAACACAUUUCAAUUGUUCUUCGGGUGAGGUUGGUUGCCACUUGGCUAUCUAGCUAGCUAUCCCAAUGCUACUAAGUUAGCCAAGCCUGUUUGCGAAUGUUUCAUUCGGUGUGAUUUUUAAAAGGACGGCUUAUUGGAUCGCUAUGUAACUUAGGUCAUAUUUGUACGGAUACAAGCACUUGUUCUGUUUUGACAAUGGUGGCGGUAACGAACGAGUAUAUUGGCUGUUAAAAAGUGACUGGUAAUAAUGGAAAUUAAGUUGUGCUUUCCGUCAAGGUUCAUCUCGUUUUAAAAUACAGGCUAGCUAUUACAACACAUGUUGUCCAUUAAAUUGCCACGCUCUCAGUCUCGUAGAUUAAGUAUAGUGUUCCAGAUCGUUGACCGGUACAGCUGUUGGCCGGGCCUGCCUUCUGGUCGGCAGCUCGCCUGUGUGGGGGGUGUCAUCGAUGUAACAGAUCGUAAUCGUACAUCCAGCGUCACGAUGGGUCAGGACAGGGGGAAGUAUGACUUCUACAUUGGGCUGGGGUUGGCCAUCAGCUCCAGCGCGUUCAUCGGGGGCAGCUUCAUUCUAAAGAAGAAGGGUCUAUUGCGUCUGGCCAGGAAGGGCUCUAUGCGGGCCGGUCAAGGUGGUCAUGCCUAUCUGAAAGAGUGGCUUUGGUGGGCUGGUUUAUUAUCAAUGGGAGCUGGUGAAGGGGCCAAUUUCGCUGCUUAUGCUUUCGCCCCAGCCACCCUCGUCACCCCCUUAGGAGCCCUGAGUGUCCUUGUGAGCUCGGUCCUGUCCUCGCACUUCCUGUCGGAGAGGCUGAACCUGCACGGGAAGCUGGGAUGCCUCCUCAGCAUCCUGGGCUCCACCACUAUGGUGAUCCACGCGCCCAAGGAGGAGGAGAUUAACAGCCUGGAAGAAAUGGCCAAGAAACUUGUGGAUCCAGGAUUUGUGCUGUUUGCGACAUUCGUUGUCAUCGUGGCCCUCAUCCUCAUCUUCGUCGUGGGCCCCCGGCACGGACAGACCAACAUCCUGGUCUACAUCACCAUCUGCUCCGUUAUCGGUGCCCUGUCAGUGUCCUGCGUCAAAGGACUGGGCAUCGCCAUAAAAGAGGUGAUCGCGGGGAAGCCCACCAUCCAGAACCCCCUGUCCUGGCUCCUCCUCCUCAGCUUGGUGGCUUGCGUCAGCACCCAGAUCAACUACCUGAACAAGGCCCUGGACAUCUUCAACACCUCGCUGGUGACGCCCAUCUACUACGUCUUCUUCACCACAUCGGUGCUCACCUGCUCCGCCAUCCUCUUCAAGGAGUGGGAGCACAUGGGCGCCGAUGACAUCAUCGGCACCUUGGCCGGCUUCGUCACCAUCAUCGUGGGCAUCUUCCUGCUGCACGCCUUCAAGGACGUCAGCAUCAACCUGGCGAGCCUGGCCGUGUCCAUGCGCAAGGAGGAGCGGGGACCGCCCGUGGCCAACGGCCUGGCCACGCACGCCUCGUACCAGCUGCUGGACAGCGUCUCCGCCGGGGACAUGGAGGCGGGCCCGCCCUUCGAGAGCGUCUCCAGGAGAAACGGCGCUACGGCGGCCUUGUAGGGACACAGAGCCGAGUCGCUGGCCCCCAACUGAAGGCGGUGUGUGUGUGCGUGUGCGUGUGUGUGUGAAAACGGACUAAACUUGAGACAAUCGAGUAAAAGAAAGCCUUGGACGGACCAAUGGAUUGUGCUAACAUUUCUGUUUGCCUUAUCUGUCACUUUUUUGGAAUUUAACAUGACUACAUGAUUAGGUUCCAUCUCACCCAUGUAGCAGUGUAAAUAUUAUUCCCAAUGUUUUUAAAAAAUGAUUUUCAUAUUCUUUCUGUACAGAGAUCUGUAUUUACAUGCACAGAGUUAAUUUCUAUAAAUUAAAUUGGUUGGUUCCCUUAACUUUAUAAUAAAUCCAAUCCUAAUGGGAACAAAUGUCCAAUGGGCAGGUUUCACACUGUUUUCAGGACCAUAGAGGUUCUUUUUCUCAAUGAUACUUGAAGGCAUUUUUUGAUUUAUUUUUCUUUUUUUUUUUUAUAUAUAUAAAACAAGAUGCAUUACAUAGAGAUGAUGAUUUAUUUAGUUCAAAUGAGAUUACAAAUGAAGUCAGAGGCAAUAAAUGGUUAACAUGAGUAAAAA